Molecule: messenger RNA, 2546 nt
Organism: Sphaerodactylus townsendi
Lineage: Eukaryota; Metazoa; Chordata; Lepidosauria; Squamata; Sphaerodactylidae
Gene: SEC14L2
Product: SEC14 like lipid binding 2
Exons: 12
Coding region: 143-1249 (368 amino acids)
Cellular component (GO): cytoplasm
Source: RefSeq, a predicted model, not a curated record
AUCUCGCACAACAGGUUUGGGUCGCCGUGGAGGGUGGCAUAAGCAUCUGCUAGAGCGAGCCUCAUUAGGAUGGCUAGUUCCGCGAGAAUGUCAAAGAUAUCGUCCCAGGGCUGCCUGCCCAAGAUGACUACUACCUCUUGAAAUGGCUCCGAGAUGUUUCGAUCUCCAGAAAUCAGAAGGCAUGCUCCGGAAGCAUGUCGCUUACCGGAAGCACAUGGAUAGCGAGCAUAUCUUUGAAUGGGAAGUGCCAGAGGUUGUUGACAAAUACAUGACUGGAGGGCAGUGUGGUUUUGACCAGAACGGUUGCCCUAUUUGGUAUGAGAUCAUCGGACCACUCGAUUGCAAAGGGAUCCUCUUUUCAGCUUCCAAGCAAGAUUUGCUCAAGAAAAAGUUCAAGGAUUGUGAGAACAUACGGAAAUUGUGUGAGAGCCAGACAGAGAAGCUUGGGAAGAAGAUUGAAACAGUCACGAUGAUCUAUGACUUCGAGGGACUUGGCCUGAAGCACCUCUGGAAACCGGCUGUAGAAGCCUAUGGGGAGCUUCUGGCCAUGUUUGAAGAGAAUUAUCCUGAGUCCCUGAGACGUAUUUUUGUCGUUAAAGCUCCCCGACUCUUCCCUAUAGCUUACAAUCUGGUGAAACAUUUACUGAGUGAAGAUACUCGCAACAAGAUUGUAGUCCUGGGAUCUAACUGGAAGGAGGUUUUACUAAAACACAUUGACCCCGACCAACUCCCUGUCGAAUAUGGGGGAACUCUCACUGACCCUGAUGGGAACCCCAAAUGUAGGACCAAGCUAAAUUAUGGUGGAGAGGUGCCCAAGAAGUACUAUGUGACAGACCAGCUGAAACAGCAGUAUGAACACGCAGUGAUGGUGAACCGAGGAUCCUCCCAUCAGGUGGAAUAUGAGAUUCUCUUCCCAAACUGUGUCCUUAGGUGGCAGUUCAUGUCAGACGGAUCGGACAUUGGCUUCGGCAUCUACUUGAAAACCAAAGCUGGAGCCCGGCAGCAUGCUGGUGAAAUGACUGAAGUGUAUCCCAACCAGCGCUACAAUGCCCACUUGGUGCCUGAAGAUGGUUCCCUCACCUGCACAGAUGCUGGUGUUUAUGUCCUGCGAUUUGAUAACACAUACAGCUACAUCCAUUCCAAGAAAAUCAGCUACACGGUGGAGGUCUUACUACCAGACAAGAAAUCCGAAGAGGAGAUUGAACAGCUGGGAGACCAAAUAAAGGAGCUCAAAACGAACCAUGCUUGAUUGAACGGAUCCUCUCCCUAUGCAAAAACCCACCUGCCUCUCUCCAACCUAUCUGAAGCAGCGGUGGUGAUGGGAUGUUCGUAGGGUGAGGAAGCAGAAUGAACUCUUCAAAGAUAGAACAUAGGAGAUUUGGGGAGGUAAUUUGGGGUUGGGGGCUAACAGGGUGAUCUUGCCUUGGAGCAGCUGGCCAUGACGGCAUGCUGUUCCCUUCCAGUCCCACAUGCUGUGUGAAAUGACACAUGCCCACCUCUGUGCGGAAUAGACAGGGCAAAGUUGGAGACUUAGCAUUAUAGAGCCAACAUUUGGAACGGGCUGCCUGCUCUGACAGCCUAAACUGGCACAGAAUAGAAUCCGAUGGAAUAGUUUGGCUCUGCAUUCACAUAAGACCCAGACAUCAGGAAAGUGGGAGGAAACCAGGCAAACACCUCCUGGAAGGCCAUACACCAGGCACGAGAGCAUCAGCCCGACUUACUUGUUUACUGCCUCUGGACAUGGAGGUUCCUCCUCGUUGGCCAUUAAUGAGACUUUUAGCAAUCAGACCUUGGCUUUUUAAAAGAAUCAACAUCUAAGCCUGCGUCCAUCACUGCCUCUUGUGGCAGCGAGUCCCAUAAGUUAAUUUCAUAUUGUGCGCAGCAGUCCUUUCUCUUUAUAGCCUUCGUUUUAAAACAGGCCUGCAGAACUGGUGCCCUACCAAACAACUAAGUGCCAUUCUCCAGCCAUGCCCGAUGGCUGGCCCGGUGCUUGGCAACCCUGCUGUUUUUACAGUUGAGGAAGAAUGCAGUUGAUGGUGUGAAAAGAUGUCCAACCAGCUUCUUCCACUCUAAGGUUUUGCUGCUCAUGAACUGCCUUAGACAACUGAGCUCCAAGGGGCCACUGACCGUGCCCUACCCAGCGCUCACUUCUGAAUGUCCAAAAGCUAGCAGUUUGUACAGUCACUGGGUGCUCCUUUUUGUAACUGGCAAAGCUGAGAUAAGUUCUGUUGCACCUGCCCGUGAGCUCUAGAGACAAAGAGAAAGAGGGAGAAGAAAGAAGAGAAGAUCCACUUGUUCCAGCUUUUCUUUUAAGACAUCUCCGUGAAAGCUUAAGAGUGUCUGAUCCAGAUGGGAAAUUUGUGCACUGCAACAUAUUUAAAAUACAGCUCUUCUGCUGGCCCUUAACUUUGCAGCAAAAUUGAAGGAUUCCCUGACCUUGCUGGACUGUCCAGAAGCAAGGUAACACUUUGUACUCCUUUGUCUUUAUUGCAGCUGUUUCUUAUGAUCUCAAACACUAGAAAUCUUAAUAAAUUGAUGUCUGUCAA